AUGAGUUCGUGCAGCAGCCGUGCGUUGACCAUCCUGUCCACAGUGUUUGGGGCCUGCGGGCUGCUGCUGGUGGGGGUGGCCGUGUCCACAGACUACUGGCUGAUCAUGGUGGAAGGCAUCAUCCUACAGCAGAACCAGAGCAUGGAGGUGAAGAUGGCGCUGCACUCAGGCCUCUGGAGAGUUUGCUUCGUUGCUGGAUCAGAAAACGGGAGAUGUGUGGCGUCAGAGUACUUCACUGAACCCGAUAUAGAGAUCACCACUGAAAACACGGCAAAUAUCCUCAAGAUGGUGCGGACGGCCACGCCCUUCCCGAUGGUGUCGCUGCUCUUUGUCUUCACGGCCUUCGUCAUCAGUAACAUUGGACACAUCCGGCCUCAGCGCACCAUCCUGGCCUUUGUGUCCGGCAUCUUCUUCAUCCUUUCAGGCCUCAGUCUGGUGGUGGGCCUGGUGCUCUACAUCUCCAGUAUUAAUGAUGAAGUGAUGAACCGACCCAGGGAGCCCGAGCAGUUCUUCAACUACCACUAUGGCUGGUCCUUCGCCUUCGCUGCCUCUUCGUUCUUACUCAAAGAGGGGGCCGGGGUGAUGUCAGUCUAUCUGUUCAUGAAGCGCUACGCAGAGGAAGAGAUGUACCGCCCCCACCCAGCGCUCUACCGCCCCCGCUUGUCCGAGAGCAGCGACUACAGCGGCCAGUUCCUCCACCCAGAAUCCUCCUGGCCUCCGCCGAAGAGAGGCCGCAGCACAUCCGAAGCCUCCAGCGACAUCUCCAUCCAGCUCAACCAGGCACCUCCAGCGCCGCCCAAAAGCAAGCUCCAACCGGGCGGCCAGGGCAGCCCGCCUUCUGGGUCUUCCUCUGCAGGAAGCUACCAAAUGCCCCCACAGUCUGCUGGAUACCCCUCCACGCACACCCUGACCAGGUCGCACUCGUCACAUCCCCAAGGCCAGGUUCUUCCCAUGGCCAUGCCUCCAUCACCCGUACCUCCCCCUCAGUAUCACACACACAUGCACAUGAGCGCCUCCCCCUGUUAG
Molecule: messenger RNA, 1026 nt
Organism: Chelmon rostratus (copperband butterflyfish)
Lineage: Eukaryota; Metazoa; Chordata; Actinopteri; Chaetodontiformes; Chaetodontidae
Gene: cacng7b
Product: calcium channel, voltage-dependent, gamma subunit 7b
Exons: 5
Coding region: 1-1026 (341 amino acids)
Biological process (GO): regulation of AMPA receptor activity; positive regulation of synaptic transmission, glutamatergic; neurotransmitter receptor transport, postsynaptic endosome to lysosome
Cellular component (GO): AMPA glutamate receptor complex; postsynaptic density membrane
Molecular function (GO): voltage-gated calcium channel activity; channel regulator activity
Source: RefSeq, a predicted model, not a curated record